UAGGUUUUAAAAUUUUCUUCGUUUCGAAGUAUCCAAACUUGGCUUGAAUCCCGCUGAAUCCGAAGUCCGCUUACCAGCACUACGCAACAACUAUCGAGCAGACUGUUAUCGGGUGCAACCAUCGAUUAAUUACACAUAUCGCUGGGCAGAAACAAGGAAAGGAUAGAAAGCACUCGAAGUGAUUUUUUACAUCAGUUCUAUUGUUAACGCAAAAGCCCCCCAGAGAGCCAGAAACUUUCGAGCACAGCCAAACGCGGAAGACGAAACGCCAGCGAGACGAGGACGCCAAGAUGAUUAAACUAUUCACGCUUAAGCAGCAGAAGAAAGACGGCGAGCAAAAGGGCAGUCAGCAGAAGAAAGCGUCCGCCGCCCAGCUGCGCAUACAGAAAGAUAUUAACGAACUGAACCUGCCAAACACUUGCGCCACAGACUUUCCCGAUCCCAAUGACUUGCUCAACUUCAAGCUUAUCAUCUCGCCCGACGAGGGCUUCUACAGAGACGGGCGCUUCGUGUUCAAUUUCCGCGUCGGAUCCAACUAUCCGCACGAGCCGCCCAAGGUGAAGUGCGCCACCCAGGUGUACCAUCCCAAUAUUGACCUGGAUGGCAACGUCUGCCUCAACAUUCUGCGCGAGGACUGGAAUCCAGUGCUGAACAUCAACUCCAUCGUCUAUGGCUUGCAGUUUCUAUUCUUGGAACCCAAUCCCGAGGAUCCGCUCAACAAGGAGGCGGCCGACGUCCUGCAGACCAACCGCCGUCAGUUCGAGAACAAUGUAAAGAAGGCGAUGCGUGGUGGCUGUGUGGGCGAGACCUACUUCGAGUGCUGUCUGCUCAAGUGAUAUAGGGAAUCGCAAGGUCUCUUACUUUAAGCCUGUCCAUACACCUCCCCCUACACCCGCUAACUGAAGAAGAUGAAGCAAAACACAGACGAACAUCGGCGACAACAAAUUAUUGUAAUAAACGAAAACAAAAUCCACUGCGUGCAAAGAAGAAGCCGAGUCAAGUCACCAAUUUCUAGUUUUUAAUACAAUUCAUUUAGCAAUUUCGCCCACCCGUCUCUUAAUCAUAAUCGGCAUACCCAAUGUGGCAAUCAUCCAAAUCCCUCACAGAUGAAUGCUGUGCCUGGCCAUCUGCAUAUUUCGCCACAGGCAAAGAUCAGACACAGCGGACAGUCUUCCUGCCUGGAUUCGCAGAUCGUAUAGUCUGCUGAUGAGACCCACUUUUAUGUCGUCGGUGACCAAAACUUUCAGGAGCUGUUGCACCAGGCCGUUGGGCAGCAAGCGCAGGACGGGAGCGACCCUCUCACCACCGCAUUCCACCAGCAGCGAAAUGAACUGAUAAACAAAAACGGCCUUGGGCGACAGUUCAUCUCCACUGACAAACUGCAGGAACACUGCGAAAAUGUGCUGCACGCUCGUCUGCAGUGGUUCUCUUAGAGUAAGCGGCGUAGUCCGCAGUUCAGAUGUGGAAGUGGAGCCCAAUAAUGCUGCCAGGCCAGCUCCGGUCGUAGUGUCCGUAAAGUCGCUUGAGUUGUCGCUGCCAUCGCCAAUCACCUUGCGCACUUUGGCUGCAUUGGCCGCCAGUUCCUCGUCAUCGUGAGAUCUCGAUCGCUUCUUCAUGGCCGUCAAAGCGGAAGUGCCAUUUCCUUUGCGGCUCUCCAGGCAGGAAAUAAUACAGUAAACACAGAGGCGGGCCAGUACCAGGGAUUGGGGCUCAUUAAUGUCCUCACUAG
This is a messenger RNA of Drosophila melanogaster (fruit fly), 1729 nucleotides long. RefSeq names its product NEDD8-conjugating enzyme UbcE2M (gene UbcE2M). Lineage: Eukaryota; Metazoa; Arthropoda; Insecta; Diptera; Drosophilidae. Bases 291 to 836 code for a protein of 181 amino acids. The transcript has 4 exons. Gene Ontology annotation, molecular function: ligase activity; NEDD8 conjugating enzyme activity. Gene Ontology annotation, biological process: protein neddylation. The record is from RefSeq and is marked reviewed.